CGUACAGCUCUCAACAUGACGCUACACCACGUUUUAUUGGUUUCGUUUACAUUAUUCACGUUCACGUAUUGUCUGUCCAUCAAAAACGAAGAUGUUAAAAUUAUAUCCAAAACGAUCGGAGUUGUUGUAAGCAAUGUUUGUUCUCCUUUUACGAACAUUACGACGUACAGCAGGAGUCAAAAGUUACUCUGCAUUUUCUGCAAAGGUAUAAUCCCAUCAUGCUGGACAAGUGCAAGACCAAGUACAAAUACACCUGUACCAACUACUACAACAUCGACUACAAUUUCUAAAAGCACUAGUCCAUUACGUACUACUACUGUACAAAUUACUGAAGAAACAACAUCUAAGGAAGAAUAAUAAUAAAAAAGAGCAUAUUAUUACAAGCAUUAACGUCAAUAUUUUUAUAGUACUAAAAUACAUUUUCAGUUAUUUAAC
This is a messenger RNA of Hyposmocoma kahamanoa, 435 nucleotides long. RefSeq lists its product as uncharacterized. The record is from RefSeq and is a predicted model, not a curated record. Bases 16 to 357 code for a protein of 113 amino acids. Lineage: Eukaryota; Metazoa; Arthropoda; Insecta; Lepidoptera; Cosmopterigidae. The transcript has 3 exons.